CCUUUGUGCCGGCAGGUUUAGGUUGGCUUGCAGCGUAGAGGCACUAUGUACUCGGAGUGGAGAUCUCUGCACCUUGUCCUUCAGAAUGAGCAGGGCAGCACGAGCGUGCUGCACAGCUACCCCGAGAGCGUGGGCAGGGAGGUGGCGAACGCCGUGGUGCGGCCCCUGGGGCAGGCCCUGGCCUUGGCCGCCAGCGAGAGCCUCCUCAAGACGGACAAGGAGGUGAAAUGGACUAUGGAGGUGGUUUGCUAUGGACUGACCCUCCCUCUGGACGGCGAUACUGUGAAAUACUGUGUCGAUGUAUAUACGGAUUGGAUUAUGGCUCUUGUGUUACCUAAGGACUCCAUUCCUUUACCAGUUAUUAAGGAACCAAACCUUUAUGUUCAAAGCAUUCUCAAACAUCUCCAAAACCUCUUUGUACCAAGGCCAGACCCCGGGUCUAGCCAGAUCAGGCUGUGCUUGCAAGUGUUGAAAGCUGUCCAGAAACUGGCUCGUGAAUCCACAAUUAUGGCAAGAGAAACCUGGGAGGUUUUGCUAUUAUUUCUUCUUCAGAUUAAUGACACUCUUCUAGCAGCUCCGACGGUGCAAGGUGGCAUUGCGGAGAGCCUGGCGGAGAGGCUCAUCGGCGUGCUCUUCGAGGUGUGGCUGCUGGCCUGCGCGCGCUGCUUUCCAACGCCACCCUACUGGAAAACCGCCAAGGAGAUGGUGGCCAACUGGCGGCAUCACCCUGCCGUCGUGGAGCAGUGGAGCAAGGUUAUCUGUGCCCUCACGUCCAGGUUGCUGCGUUUUACAUACGGGCCUUCGUUCCCUCCGUUUAAAAUCCCGGAUGAAGAUGCAGGUCUGAUUCCUCCAGAGAUGGAUAAUGAGUGCGUUGCACAAACUUGGUUUCGCUUUUUACAUAUGCUGAGUAAUCCUGUGGAUUUGAGUAACCCAGCCAUUAUUAGCUCUACCCCCAAAUUUCAGGAGCAGUUCCUGAAUGUGAGUGGAAUGACUCAAGAACUGAAUCAGUACCCCUGCCUUAAACAUCUGCCUCAAAUCUUCUUUCGUGCCAUGCGUGGGAUCAGCUGCUUAGUGGACGCGUUCUUAGGCAUCUCGCGCCCGCGGUCGGACAGCGCGCCGCCCACGCCGGUCAACAGGCUGAGCAUGCCGCAGAGCUCCGCCGUCAACACCACGCCGCCGCACAACCGCAGGCACCGCGCCGUCACCGUCAACAAGGCCACCAUGAAAACCAGCACCGUCAGCACUGCACAUGCCUCCAAAGUGCAGCACCAGCCCUCCUCCACGUCGCCGCUCUCCAGCCCCAACCAGACCAGCUCCGAGCCGCGGCCGCUGCCGGCUCCGCGCAGGCCCAAGGUUAACAGCAUCUUGAACCUAUUUGGAUCAUGGUUAUUUGAUGCAGCAUUUGUUCACUGUAAACUUCAUAAUGGAAUAAAUAGAGACAGCAGCAUGACUGCUAUAGCCACUCAAGCGAGCGUGGAGUUCCGCCGGAAAGGAUCCCAAAUGUCCACAGACACAGUGGCUUCCAACCCCAUGUUCGAUGCAAGUGAAUUCCCAGACAACUACGAAGCGGGAAGGGCAGAGGCGUGUGGGACACUGUGUAGGAUAUUUUGUAGCAAGAAGACUGGGGAGGAAAUAUUGCCAGCUUACUUAUCCCGAUUUUACAUGCUUUUAAUUCAGGGCUUGCAGAUCGCAGAUUUCGUGUGCCACCCCGUUCUUGCCAGUGUUAUCCUGAACUCCCCUCCUCUGUUCUGCUGUGACCUCAAAGGGAUUGAUGUCGUGGUUCCUUAUUUCAUUUCGGCUCUUGAAACUAUUUUGCCUGACAGAGAACUCUCAAAGUUUAAAAUCUAUGUAAACCCCACAGAGUUAAGAAGAGCUUCUAUUAAUAUCUUGCUGUCUUUGUUGCCUCUCCCUCAUCAUUUUGGAACAAUAAAGUCUGAGGUUGUCCUAGAAGGAAAGUUCAGCAAUGAUGACAGCUCUACAUAUGAUAAGCCAGUAACCUUCCUUUCCUUGAAGCUGCGGCUCGUGAAUAUACUCAUAGGAGCUUUGCAAACUGAAACAGAUCCUAACAACACUCAAAUGAUACUAGGUGCAAUGUUAAAUAUUGUUCAAGAUUCAGCCCUGUUAGAAGCCAUUGGCUGUCAGAUGGAAACGAAUGGUGGCGAAAAUAACCUGUUUAAAAGCCACAGUCGUACUAACAGCGGCAUCAGCACCGCGAGCGGGGGCAGCACGGAGCCCAGCACGCCGGACAGCGAGCGCCCGGCGCAAGCCCUGCUAAGGGAUUAUGCUCUUCAUACAGAUACAGCGGCUGGGCUGCUGAUCCGCAGCAUUCACCUGGUAACCCAAAGGCUCAACUCCCAGUGGAGGCAGGACAUGAGUAUCUCACUAGCUGCCCUGGAGCUGCUCUCCGGAUUGGCAAAGGUGAAGGUGGCCGUGGACUCUGCAGACCGCCGGCGGGCCAUCAGCUCCGUGUGCAGCUACAUCGUGUACCAGUGCAGCCGCCCGGCGCCGCUGCACUCGCGCGACCUGCACUCCAUGAUCGUGGCCGCCUUCCAGUGCCUCUGCGUGUGGCUCACCGAGCACCCCGACAUGCUCGAGGAGAAGGAUUGCUUAAAAGAGGUACUGGAGAUUGUGGAGUUGGGCAUUUCAGGAAGCAAAUCCAAAAGCAGCGAACAAGAAGUCAAGUACAAAGGAGAUAAAGAACCAAACCCUGCGUCCAUGCGAGUGAAGGAUGCUGCAGAAGCCACGUUAACAUGCAUUAUGCAGUUGCUUGGGGCGUUUCCUUCUCCCAGUGGCCCUGCCUCUCCUUGCAGCCUGGUGAAUGAAACCACCUUGAUUAAAUAUUCUCGCCUGCCCACCAUAAACAGACACAGUUUCCGUUACUUUGUUUUGGACAACAGCGUCAUCCUUGCGAUGCUGGAGCAGCCUCUGGGGAACGAGCAGAAUGACUCUUUCCCGUCUGUCACGAUUUUGAUCCGUGGGACAUCUGGAAGAUUUGCAUGGGCGCAGCAACUCUGUCUUUUGCCAAGAGGAGCUAAAGCAAAUCAAAAGAGCUUUGUACCAGAAUCCCGACCAGCUCCUAAAAACGAUGUUGGACUGAGAUACAGCGUGAAACACCGGCCGUUCCCUGAGGAGGUGGACAAGAUUCCCUUUGUGAAAGCUGACUUGAGCAUUCCCGAUUUACAUGAAAUUGUGAAUGAGGAACUGGAGGAGCGGCACGAGAAGCUGAGGAAUGGCAUGGCCCAGCAGAUCGUUUUUGAGACUUCCAUAGAUCAGAAGAGCGAAGAGGAGUGGCGCAAGAAGAGCUUUCCCGAUCCCGUCACAGAGUGCAAGCCCCCAGCACCUGCGCAGGAGUUCCAGACCGCCCGCCUCUUCCUCUCCCACUUCGGGUUCCUCUCGCUAGAGGCAUUGAAGGAACCUGCUAACAGUCGUCUACCUCCUCACCUGAUUGCACUUGACUCUGCUCUGCCGGGGUUUUUUGAUGACCUUGGCUAUUUGGAUUUAUUGCCGUGUCGCCCUUUUGAUACAGUUUUCAUCUUCUACAUGAAGGCAGGCCAGAAAACAAGCCAGGAAAUCCUGAAGAACAUGGAGUCUUCCAGAAUUGUUCAGCCUCACUUCCUGGAGUUCUUGCUGUCUCUUGGCUGGUCGGUUGAGGUGGGGAAGCACCCGGGCUGGACUGGACACGUCUCCACGAGCUGGUCCAUCAAUAGUUGCAGUGAUGAAGAAGGGUGUGAACGAGAUGAUCUAGUUAUUUCAGAAGAUGUUGGGGCGAAUAUCUUCAAUGGGCAGAAGAAAGUGCUGUAUUAUGCUGAUGCUCUGACAGAAAUAGCUUUUGUCGUCCCAUCGCCCGUGGAGUCCCUAAGUGAUUCAUUGGAAAGCAAUGUCUCUGACCAAGAAAGCGACUCCAACAUGGAUCUCCUGCCAGGGAUACUAAAGCAGCCACCUCUGACACUUGAACUCUUCCCCAAUCAUACAGACAAUCUUAAUCCCUCUCAGCGGCUCAGUCCUACUUCCCGAUCCAAGAGGGUACCUCAGGGCCGGACCAUUCCACCAAUGGGACCUGAAACCAAAGUGUACGUCGUCUGGGUUGAACGUUACGAUGACAUAGAAAACUUUCCCCUCCCCGAUCUGGUGUCUGAAACUAGCACUGGUGUAGAAACCACAGCAAAUAGUAGCACUUCCCUAAGAUCUACCACUCCUGAGAAAGAAGUCCCUGUGAUCUUCAUCCAUCCUUUAAACACUGGCUUAUUCAGAAUAAAACUGCAAGGAGCUACUGGGAAAUUCAAUAUGGUGAUCCCACUGGUGGAUGGAAUGAUAGUCAGCAGGCGAGCUCUUGGUUUUUUAGUGCGGCAGACGGUAAUAAAUAUUUGUCGGAGGAAGAGGCUGGAGAGUGAUUCAUACAACCCCCCCCACGUCCGCCGAAAACAGAAAAUCGCGGACAUUGUCAAUAGAUACCGGAACAGGCAGCUGGAGCCGGAAUUUUAUACCUCGCUUUUCCAGGAGGUUGGGCUCAAGAACUGCCACCCUUAAGGCUGUUAUCCUUGCAGGACAAUUAGAUCAGAGCUUGGUGGCUACAGUGAUGAAAACAGUUAAAUAACGACGACAAAUUUCUUCAUCCCUGCAGAAUUCAGGAAUCGUAUUCUAGCACAAGUCAGCAGAUACCGUGUGGGAGCAACGCGGAGCGAAUCCAAGACCCAGCAGUUGGGAUACUGACUUAAUUCACCCGCCCUCCAAAGAUUACUUAAUUCCAGUCUUCCUGGAUGCUGGCGGCCUAAUCUCUCCACUGAAUCAUCUACUCCACACUGAUUGGGAAUCAUGUCUCGUUCUGUGAGAACGCAGUCAAAACCAAAAACAUAUCUG
Molecule: messenger RNA, 4857 nt
Organism: Nothoprocta perdicaria
Lineage: Eukaryota; Metazoa; Chordata; Aves; Tinamiformes; Tinamidae
Gene: RALGAPB
Product: Ral GTPase activating protein non-catalytic beta subunit
Exons: 29
Coding region: 46-4527 (1493 amino acids)
Biological process (GO): regulation of small GTPase mediated signal transduction; activation of GTPase activity
Molecular function (GO): GTPase activator activity
Source: RefSeq, a predicted model, not a curated record